GCGCGGUAGUCAGGGAGCGGUACGGGGUUCUGGUGGCUGCCGAGGUGGGACGAGGGGCCCGGCGCUGGGGAGGACUGCCCAAGCUGAACUUGUCGUGAGGAAGUAGGGCUACCGGGCGGGCCUAGCUGCUGGCGAAGGACUCAAACGUAACCGUUCUCCUAGGCGGGGGGAGGCGGUACCUGACUCCCGGACUCUUCCGCUCUUCGCCGUAACUUUGAGGUGUGGCAGGGUUAGUGGACGGCGCUUUCCCGGGAUCUGGGCGUGCAGGAGGUUUAUGGCCGCAGGGGUUAUAGUGUUCCUCGUGGUAACUGGGAUAACAAAACACAUGUCUGUAAUCCGGAUUAUCCGCGGUGAUUUGGGGCCUCCUCUACUGCUCGUGUAAGUUAAAGGCCUGUUCUUUGAAACUUCCUCCUCUUCCACGUUGCUCUGCAGUCAUUUUGCCAGCCAAGCCCAUUCUGGGAGGGGGUCACAGCCACCAACUUGCUGGUAAGGUCGAAAGACUGUGUAAGACUCUUGUUAAAGUUAAGUACGUUAAGAGAAAGGAUUUUGUGGAUUCCUAGAGUGUGUGGGGUAAGUUCCAGAGCCUCACCAUGUCAGGGAAACGGAAGCGUGUGGUGUUGACCAUUAAAGAUAAGCUUGAUAUAAUAAAGAAACUUGAGGAUGGAGGUUCUUCUAAACAACUGGCAGUGAUUUAUGGAAUUGGUGAAACAACAGUUCGGGAUAUAAGAAAAAAUAAGGAAAAAAUUAUAACUUAUGCAAGCAGUUCUGAUUCCACAAGUCUUCUGGCCAAGAGGAAAUCUAUGAAGCCAUCCAUGUAUGAGGAACUGGACAGAGCUAUGUUGGAAUGGUUCAACCAGCAAAGAGCCAAAGGGAAUCCCAUAUCUGGACCAAUUUGUGCUAAAAGAGCAGAGUUCUUCUUUUAUGCUUUGGGUAUGGAUGGUGAUUUUAACCCCUCUGCUGGUUGGUUAACUCGUUUUAAGCAGCGACAUAGCAUUCGAGAGAUUAACAUUAGAAAUGAAAGGUUAAAUGGAGAUGAGACUGCUGUGGAAGAUUUUUGUAAAAAUUUUCGAGAUUUUAUUGAACAAGAGAAUUUGCAGCCUGAACAAAUCUACAAUGCAGAUGAAACUGGACUCUUUUGGAAAUGUCUACCUUCCAGGACUUCAGUACUCAAAGGUAAAUGCAUUGUCCCUGGGUACAAAUCAGUUGAAGAAAGAGUCACUGUCAUGUGUUGUGCCAAUGCAACAGGUUUACACAAACUUAAACUUUGUGUUGUGGGGAAAGCAAAGAAACCUCGCUCCUUUAAGUCAACUGAUACCUUAAACCUACCAGUCUCUUAUUUCAGCCAAAAAGGUGCAUGGAUGGAUCUUUCCAUUUUCCGGCAAUGGUUUGAUAAGAUUUUUGUGCCACAAGUCCGGGAGUACUUAAGAUCCAAAGGUUUGCAAGAAAAGGCUGUGCUCUUGUUGGAUAAUUCACCAACACAUCCAAAUGAAAAUGUCCUGAGGUCAGAUGAUGGCCAAAUAUUUGCUAAAUAUUUGCCACCUAAUGUGGCUUCAUUGAUUCAGCCUUCUGAUCAGGGAGUUAUAGCAAUGAUGAAGAGAAACUAUCGUGCAGGUCUUCUUCAGAAUAACUUAGAAGAAGGUAAUGACUUGAAAUCAUUCUGGAAGAAGCUAACUCUGUUGGAUGCACUUUAUGAAAUAGCAGUGGCAUGGAACUUAGUAAAACCAGUUACGAUUAGCAGAGCAUGGAAGAAGAUUCUCCCUAUGAUAGAAGAGAAAGAAGGCUUGGACUUUGAUGAAGAAGAUAUUUCAGUGGCUACUGUGGCCACCAUUUUACAACAUACCAAAGGGUUGGAAAAUGUUACUACCGAGAACAUUGAAAAAUGGCUUGAAGUAGACAGUACUGAACCAGGCUAUGAAGUGUUAACUGACAGUGAAAUCAUUAGAAGAGCGCAAGGCCAGACAGAUGAAUCCAGUGAAAAUGAGGAGGAGGAAAUAGAACUGAUUCCAGAGAAACAUAUUAAUCAUGCAGCUGCUCUCCAAUGGACUGAAAAUUUACUGGAUUAUCUAGAACAACAAGGUGAUAUGAUUCUACCUGACAGACUGGUAAUACGAAAACUUAGAGCUACCAUCAGAAAUAAGCAGAAGAUGACAAACUCAAGUCAAUAAUAGCAUUUCAGUCUUAUCAUUGUUCUGGUGAUUGCAAUAUGGCUUAAUUUUCUCUACUUUUCACAUACAUCCUAUGAAAUAGAUUUAAAAAAUUAAAUCUGAAGUGGUUUUAGGAUUAUGUGUUUUCAUCAUCUGUGUCUUUUGUCCCUUUGUGCAGAUAAUCAGAAGCUGAGUCCAUAUAAAUAUAAAUUAUGUGUACCCAUGUAUUCAGUUUUGUAAAUCUGCAAUUAUCCAUUCUAUAGCAGUGGCAUUCCUUAUGUUUUCAAGCAAAAGUUGGAGUUACCAGUGAACAGAUUGAGCACUUUCCCAAAAUCUUCUGCUUGAUUUAUGAGGGCUCUCAUAGUAAUCUUUUCUUAUGCUAACCAUUGUUUUAUAUAUUUGUAUAAAGUGAUAGGAUAAGAAAGAUCUAUAUUGUUAGAUUUCAGAAUGAUAUAAAUUAAAAAAAUGAAAUUAAUGAUGGGGUAAUCUAUGAAUUAGAAAAACAAUUUAGAAACAUUUGUGUGGGUUCAAACAGAAAAUUAUUCUGGAAAUGAAAUAAAUAUAGGAAAUGAUUGCUGAAUGAGCAACAAACUAUUGGAAAACUGAUACAUAAAAGGAACAUUCUGGUCAAUUCAUUUGUAGGAAAUGGGAUUAAAAAUUGGGAAAUUUAGGGGGACAGGAAAUAAAUAGGCUUGUUUUAAUUUGCCUUUUUUAUUAUGUUAUGAAUUGAGUAACAAUAUAAGUUUAUUAUUUAUUCAGGUGAUUAUAGGUUAUGUAAUGUUACAUGUGGGAAUUUGAAAUGUUAAUAAAUUUUUUGGGGUUUUGGGGUAUUUUUAGUUUUCAUGUUUUUUUACUGCAUGCUUGGAAAUGUUAUCUAUAAUUUGGAAAAUUUUGUUGUACCUAGCCCUUUUAUUUGAAAAGAAAAUAAGGAAUGAAAAGAAUGAAGAUUUUAUUAUUUUGAAUGUCAUUAUGUUUGUAUUCCAUUUUAAGAAGAAAGCAGAAAUAGUUAUGGAAAGUGCCAGACACUGAGGAAUUUCAUUGUUAUUAUUUUGACAUUUAUAAAAAGGUAUUAAUCUAAAAUUUAAUCUGUCAGAAUUUUGAUACAUUUUCUUUAUAAACUCAAUGUUUAAUGUAUGUAAGAGACUGCAUAUGUUAAUUAAUUUAUAGGCAAAUGUUUCCAUAAUAUUUCAUAUUUUGGCCUAAAAUAAAAAAAAAGAAUCAUUAUUUACAUUUUUAAAAGGUUUAACUUUUUCAUUGAAAUACUUAACACUUUUUUGUGCCUUUUUUAGAAUUAACUUUAAAGGAUUUUUAGCUUUCCAUAAAUUCUGUUAUCUUCAUGAGAUACAUAGACAUAUAUCUAGAUUUUUUGUAAGACUUAUUUGUGAGAAAGGUGUUUAAAAAUUGUGUUUAUUGCAUAAAUUGUGUUGUCGUACAUUGGGGGGGAAGCAUCAGAAGUUAACAUACAUAUUGAAUCAGAUAAUUGCACAUCCUGCUAUAAAUUAAACUGUAUAAAGAAGAAUUUUUCUAAAGUGAAAAUAUGUACUAAGAAGCUUGGAAUUUCUCACUGUUUUUAAAAUUAAUCAUGUCAAUGAAAAUGCAGCUGUAUCAUUGCCACCUAGUGGUAAAAUUAACAUUACUGUUCAAAGCUGUGUGGUUUUAAACUUUAAUAUCUAGUAAAAAAGGUUCACUGUUUUGUGGCCUUGGGUGUGAAUCUUACAACUUUUUCUCUAGCUGGUGAGGUGUGAGACUGCUUUCUUUGGUUCAUAGCUAUUUGCUUUUCUCUGAAAUUUGCCAACACUGGUAGGUUAGCAGUUCUGUUUUGGACUCUUCCAUUCUUAAUAUAAAAGGUAUCAAUUACUGAAAUACAUUUUGUGUUCUAAACAGUGUUCAUAUGUCAUGUAAUUGUCUAAUUAUGAAUUAAGCAAAAAUACUCUUAAUUGCUGAAGAUUAGUUGGCUGCAGUUAAGAGUUUAAGCCCGGGUAUUUGACUUGAAUUAUCUGUUUUCUGAUUUCCAGUUGGCCAUGCACAGUAUCAUUUCUCACUUCAACAGUUUAAAACCCAGCAUUGAGAAAUUGAACAGUUCAUGCAAACAUUUCUCUUAAGAGGCAGUCUCAGAGAAUUGAAGAGUUGGCACAGCAGAGUACCAACAUGGAAGUCUUUUAGGCCAAAGAUACUGGAAAUUACUACUACCAAAAGCACAGGAGCAUGUACACACUCAAAUGUAUACAGAAAUAAAAAAAAAAAAAAAAGCCCCCAAAUGAGACAAUAUGGGGAAGAGAGUGGUGGUUCAAAUAUUGGUAGUGUGAGCUCAGAGGAUAAGAAAAAAAAUAGGGAAAUGUGGCUUGCAAUGAAGUGUGUUUUGUAAUUUUGCCCAUUUCAGCAUCCUAUUCCUGGGCUUAUUAGUUUGUGGCUUCUCAGUCUUAGAUGAGCCCUAUAAGAUCUCCACUGUUACUCUUUCUGAUUUCCAGUUGGCCAUGCACAGGCUCCUUUCUCACUUGAACAGUUUAAAACCCAGCAUUGUGAAAUUGUUGAGAAACCUGUGGAACGUUGAAAAAGUCAGUGCCAAGUUAAAUGCACUUGGUCAGUAGUUGUGGCAGACGAUGCCAAAAUCUGUUUGGGUUAUAUUCUAUCCCCAAAGUCAUUAAUUGUUAGUUCUCAAUUCUUGUUCCAUCAGUGCUUCAUUGGAGACUGUGUUUGGCAUUAUA
Messenger RNA from Nycticebus coucang (slow loris), 4849 nucleotides. RefSeq names its product JRK like (gene JRKL). Gene Ontology annotation, cellular component: nucleus. NCBI's taxonomy places the organism in Eukaryota, Metazoa, Chordata, Mammalia, Primates, Lorisidae. The record is from RefSeq and is a predicted model, not a curated record. The coding region runs from base 591 to 2165 and encodes 524 amino acids. The transcript has a single exon. Gene Ontology annotation, molecular function: DNA binding.